AUGGACUGGAAAGAAGCCUACUUUCUGAUGCCAAAUCCAUUAGAAUGCUUCACAAAACUAAUAUUCCUCCAAGCAGACUUGAUCUACAACUGCUUGGCGUCUCUCUUCUCCCCCGUCGUUUAUGUUCUCUCCAUUGUCUACGAGUCCUACCACCGCGCCGAGGAAGCCAAAGAGACCGUCGAAUCCGCAGUCCUGAAAGUGCCAUCCACCAUCACCCAUGGUAGCACACUCUUGUUAAAGAAGCUGAGUUUUGGGUUCCUGGGAGCUGCAUACGUGUGCAUGCUUUUGAUGAUGGUGUUGGUUCUAGCUAUUGUGAUGGGUGUUGCGCUGGUGCAGCUGUGGGUGGACCACCCUGUCUUCGUGAGGGAGAGGUUGUAUUUUGAUUACACGGAGGCUUAUCCUAAGGCUGUCUUUUAUUUUGGCGAUGUUGGGGUUGAAAGGUACAGCAGGAGGAAGCAGUCGAUGGGUGUUCCAAUAGGCCACACAUUUCAUGUUUCUUUGGCUCUUUUGAUGCCUGAAUCUGACUUCAAUAGGGAGAUUGGGGUGUUUCAGUUGUCUGCAGAACUCUUAUCGGUCAAUGGAGCUGUGAUAGCAAAAUCUAGUCAUCCAUGCAUGUUGCAGUUUAGAAGCUUCCCAAUUCGAUUUGCUCGAACAUUUCUUAUGGGCAUCCCUCUUCUUCUUGGAAUUUCUAGUGAGACUCAAAAGAUAAGCAUUGCAAUAUUAAGGCACAAGGAAGGGAGGCAGAGAACUGAGGCUAUAAGAGUAACUUUGGUUCCGAGGGCUGGAACUUCAUCACCACCGCAGUUGUAUGAAGCUCAACUCUUCAUCCACUCUCAGCUACCAUGGGCAAAACAAUUGGUGCGCAACUGGAAAUGGACAUUAUAUGUAUGGACGUCUUUGUAUAUAUACAUUACGUUCCUUCUACUUCUUCUGUUUUGCUGUAAACCACUCAUCUUCCCAAUGACAGCGGCAAAUUUGAGUGACCCUAGUGAGAGGGCAUUGACAAUUGAAGAGCCUUUGGAAGCAGAAAUCGAAGCUAAAGAGGAAAGAGAGGUCUCAGAGUUGUUGAGAAGAUGGAAACGAAGCAGAAGCAAGAGAAAGGCAAUCUAUCUUCACGAGUCCAUGCCAGAAACUAUUGGCUCAUCCACAUCGAGCAUUAGUGUGACCAGAGAAGACACCAGUACGAUUGUUGAAGAUAUUGGGGACUCUGAAUCAGUGUGUUUAGGAGGUUGA
Messenger RNA from Alnus glutinosa, 1233 nucleotides. RefSeq names its product seipin-1. The transcript has 2 exons. NCBI's taxonomy places the organism in Eukaryota, Viridiplantae, Streptophyta, Magnoliopsida, Fagales, Betulaceae. Bases 1 to 1233 code for a protein of 410 amino acids. Gene Ontology annotation, biological process: lipid droplet organization; lipid storage. The record is from RefSeq and is a predicted model, not a curated record. Gene Ontology annotation, cellular component: endoplasmic reticulum membrane.